This is a messenger RNA of Paramecium octaurelia, 284 nucleotides long. Lineage: Eukaryota; Ciliophora; Oligohymenophorea; Peniculida; Parameciidae. The record is from the annotation of a GenBank genome assembly.
AAGUUUGAAACAAGAUAUUAAUAAUGUCAAAAAGAAAAAUUCAAAUCGAAAUAAAGAGGAAAUAAUUUCCACAAGAUUUAAUAGCUAUUAAAAUUCUUGCUAAUGUUAUUAAACUCAAAUCAGAAGACCCUAUUGACGCAAAGAAAAUCUCUUCACGAAUAUCGAUUGUUCAAGCAUUUAAUUUGGAAAUAUGAUAUCAAUUAUUUUAUAAAGUGAGGACGAGGAAUAGCAGACACCAAUGACAGCUAGAGAAAGAAAAGCAAGAAAUAAUCAAUACAGAAGCC